Messenger RNA from Phoenix dactylifera (date palm), 2342 nucleotides. Its product is annotated as cactus-binding carboxy-terminal, cactin. The record is from RefSeq and is a predicted model, not a curated record. Gene Ontology annotation, molecular function: protein binding. Lineage: Eukaryota; Viridiplantae; Streptophyta; Magnoliopsida; Arecales; Arecaceae. Gene Ontology annotation, biological process: mRNA cis splicing, via spliceosome. Gene Ontology annotation, cellular component: cytoplasm; spliceosomal complex.
AUAUCAUGGGGAUCUAGAGCCGGUAUUCUUGCUCGCAUCAGGAAGGCAGGCUCACUGGAUGGGGAAACGCGAAAGCGAGAGGGAGGGCCGGAGAGAGCGCUCAUCGCGGCGGCGAAGGACGCCGUCCUCGUCGGAAGAUGACGAUUCUUCCGCAACGGCGUCAGAGUCCCCUCCGAGGAGGCGGCGGCGGAGCCACCACGGCGACCACGAGAGCAGCAGGCGGAGGCGGCGGCGGAGGAGCCGCGGCCGCUCCUCCAGGGACACCACCGGCUCGUCAGACUCCGACUCCGAGGACCUCCAUGGAAGGCGCCGGAAGAGGUCGUCUAGAGAGAUCACCGAGGAGGAGAUUAAGGAGUAUAUGGCCAAGAAAGCCCAGAAGAAGGCAUUGAAGGUGGCCAAGAAGCUGAAAUCGAAUGCGGUUUCUGGUUAUUCCAAUGAUUCUAAUCCCUUCGGUGACUCCAACCUUACGGAGAAAUUUGUAUGGCGAAAGAAGAUAGAGCGUGAUGUUGGUCAAGGCCAACCUUUGGACAUAUCUGUCAAAGCUGAAAAGAAGAGGCAAAGGGAACGGAUGGCAGAAAUUGAAAAAGUUAAGAAAAGGAGAGAGGAAAGGGCAAUCGAAAAGGCACAGCAUGAGGAGGAGAUGGCAAUGCUAGCCAGGGAACGAGCUCGGGCUGAGUUUCAGGACUGGGAGAAGAAAGAAGAAGAGUUCCAUUUUGAUCAAAGCAAGACGAGAUCUGAGAUUAGAUUGCGUGAAGGGCGCAUGAAACCUAUCGAUAUACUUUCCAAGAAUCUCAAUGGUUCCGAAGAUUUUGAUAUUGAAAUAAAUGAACCUUACAUGGUAUUCAAGGGGUUAACGGUGAAGGAAAUGGAAGAGCUUCAUGAUGACAUCAAAAUGCAUCUGGAUAUGGACAGAGCAACUCAGACACAUACUGAGUAUUGGGAGGCACUAAUGGUAAUCUGUGACUGGGAGCUUGGUGAGGCUCGGAAAAGAGAUGCACUAGAUCGAGCUAGGGUACGUGGUGAGGAGCCACCUGCUGACGUCCUUGCAGAAGAAAGGGGUCUCCAUUUGAGCAUUGAGACAGAUGUGAAGGAUCUCUUAGAAGGGAAAACAUUCAAUGAGUUGGUGUCCAUGCAACGUCAGAUCGAGUUACAGAUGCGCUCAGGCACAGCCAAGGUUGUUGAGUAUUGGGAAGCUGUUUUGAAGCGCCUUCAGAUAUUUAAGGCAAAGGCUUGUUUAAGGGAAAUCCAUGCUUCUCUGUUGAGAAAGCAUCUAGACCGUUUAGAGCAACCUGUGGAGGCUGAACAGGGUUUGGAAACAGAUAACGAAAUUAAGUUUAAAGAGGAAGAUGCGGUGCCUGAUGCAGCAGAUGCAAAGGCCUAUUCUCCUGAACCUGCAGUUGAUGAGCCAAGAGAUGAGCCAGAAGAAGAGGCAGGUUCCUUUUCACCUGAGCUCUUGCAUGAUGAUGAAGAUGAAGUGGCAAUUGAUCCUGAAGAGGAUAGAGCUGAUCUGGAUCGGAAACGUGAGGCUGUAGUAGUAGAGCAACAGAGAAGGAUUCAGGAAGCAAUGGCAGCAAAGACAAGCACACCCGAUGAUAUGGAGCUGAAAGCAAUGAAAGCAAUGGGAGCUAUGGAGGAAGGUGAUGCAGUGUUUGGUUCUGGCGCUGAAGUAAAUCUGGAUUCACAGGUGUACUGGUGGCAUGAUAAAUACCGUCCAAGAAAGCCCAAGUAUUUCAAUAGGGUUCACACUGGUUAUGAGUGGAACAAGUAUAACCAAACACAUUAUGAUCAUGACAAUCCCCCUCCUAAAAUUGUACAGGGCUACAAAUUUAAUAUUUUUUACCCUGAUCUCGUUGACAAAUCAAAAGCUCCAACUUACACUAUUGAGAAGGAUGGAAGUAAUGGUGAGACAUGCCUCAUAAGAUUUCAUGCAGGGCCUCCAUAUGAGGAUAUUGCCUUCCGUAUUGUGAAUAAGGAAUGGGAAUAUUCUCACAAGAAGGGUUUCAAAUGUACAUUUGAGCGGGGCAUUCUACAUGUGUAUUUCAACUUCAAGCGCUAUCGCUACCGCAGGUAACACUCACCUGCUGGAGGAAACAGAAGAUGGCCAUGGGGGAAAACAAACCCAUGGACGAAAGUUUCGAGAGGCGGACUUUGUCAGUUUUUACGUGCAUGAGGAAGCGAGUUCAGAUUCAUGUUAAUGUUAUAUAAGACAGAUACUGGAAUCAGUAAUACGAGUCUUCCAUUGCCGAUGCUUUUCGAAUGGAAGAUGGAAAACAAGCAACCUUCAUUAUAAAUGUAAUUAUUGGCAUCCAUGUCUCAUUAUAUAAAAUCCAUUUGCCCAAGCA